Molecule: messenger RNA, 1569 nt
Organism: Budorcas taxicolor (takin)
Lineage: Eukaryota; Metazoa; Chordata; Mammalia; Artiodactyla; Bovidae
Gene: SHE
Product: Src homology 2 domain containing E
Exons: 6
Coding region: 1-1569 (522 amino acids)
Molecular function (GO): phosphotyrosine residue binding
Source: RefSeq, a predicted model, not a curated record
AUGCAGUGGCCCCCGGUCCCUGGCGCCUCUCCGUGUCUAAGCUGGGCCUCCUCGCUCGCCUGCUUCGCGGCCACGACGCUCCUGAGCCGCGCCGGCCGGGCCCCCCUCAUGGCGGCCAAGUGGUUCAAGGAGUUCCCCCUGAACCUGAAGACCGUGUCGGAGCGGGCCAAGCCCGGCGGCGGGGGAGGCGGCAAACUGCGCAAGAACUCGGAGGCGGGCGGCUCCGGGCCCGCCCCGGGCAAGGGCCGCAAGAACUCAGCGGCCGAGCUGGGCAGCGGUCGGGCCGGGGUCGGCCCCCCCAAGGACAGCCGGCUGUCCCGGGAUAGCCUGCAGAGCCUGAUUCAGGCCGCCGCGGGCAAAGGCCGCAAAAACUCCCGGACCACCGAGGAGGAGCCCCACCGGGGCGCGGCCAAGAGCUCAGGCUGCAGCACCUACAUCAACAGGCUCAUCAAAGUGGACACUCAGGAGAAGAACGGGAAGAGCAACUACCCCAGCAGCAGUAGCAGUAGCAGCAGUAGCAGCAGCAGCUCUUCCUCCGCGUCCUCUUCCCCUUCAUCUCUGGGCCCCGAGCUGGACAAGGGCAAGAUUAUUAAGCAGCAAGACACGGUCAUCAUUUUAGAAGACUAUGCUGACCCUUACGAUGCUAAACGGACGAAAGGUCAAAGGGAUGCAGAGAGAGUAGGGGAGAACGACGGUUAUAUGGAACCCUAUGAUGCCCAGCAAAUGAUAACAGAAAUCAGACGACGAGGUUCCAAAGACCCCCUGGUGAAGGCGCUUCAGCUGCUCGACAGCCCGUGCGAGCCUGGAGAGAACGGCCCGAAGCCCGAGGCGCUGGCGAAGCGCCGAGGCUCCAAGGAGCUGCUGGGGAAGCCGCCGCAGCUGUACGACACGCCCUAUGAGCCGGCGGCCGAGGCGGGCGCGUUCGCCGCCGAGGGGCCGGAGCGGAAGGCGAGGUUGCCCCCGGACAGCCACGGACGGCUGCCCCAGGACGACGAGAGGCCCGCGGCCGAGUACGAGCAGCCUUGGGAGUGGAAGAAGGAGCAGAUCGUGCGGGCGCUAUCGGUUCAGUUUGAGGGCUCUGAGCGGCCUUCUGUCAAGGAGGAGGCAGUGAGGCAGCACCACCGGCAGAAGAGCUGGACCCAGAAGAUCUUGAAGCCAGCCCUGACCGACCACAGUGAGGGGGAGCGAGUGGACCCAGCCCUGCCGCUGGAGAAGCAACCUUGGUAUCAUGGUGCCAUCACCCGUGCUGAGGCAGAGAGUCGACUACAGUCCUGCAAAGAAGCUGGGUACCUGGUUCGAAACAGCGAGUCAGGAACCAGUAGGUACUCCAUUGCACUGAAGACUAGUCAAGGAUGCGUCCACAUCAUAGUGGCUCAGACCAAAGACAACAAGUACACCCUGAAUCAGACGAGUGCUGUCUUUGGCAGCAUCCCGGAAGUGGUACACUAUUACUCCAGUGAGAAACUGCCCUUCAAGGGGGCAGAGCACAUGACCUUGCUCUACCCUGUACACAGCAAGCUGCACCAAGGCUCAGCCUCCAAAAGCCCCAGCGGAGCCUCUCACACCUAG